GGCCGGCAGUUUGGCACCAGCGCUCGAAGGGAGAGGGCGUGUUGCUCCGUACACUGGAAAGCGAUGUAACACGAGGAAGUUGUUUUAUAAAAUAAAAUAUAAAAUGUUAACGAUUAACAAGACAUUAGUGCAAAUUUAAACAAGGUUUUGUGAAAAUUUCAACGUAAUUUUUAUGUGAAUUUUAAUAGUGAUGUGCUUUGAAGUUAACGUUUUCGCGAUUUUUCUUUUAAUUGCUACUUUCGUUGGGAAAGUGAGAAAUGGAGGUCCAGAACACACCACACAGAAGGAAACGCGACCUGAAUAUAUCCAUCCGGACGGUCUGCUCAACUUCGACCCUUACCUCUCCGAUUUCAAGCCUGAGGUAGAGGAAGACGAUUACAUACCUCUCCCAGAAAACGACGAAACAAUCGACGGUCUACCGAUCUUCCUUCUAGAACCAAAGAACUCUUACGUAUUAAGAAGUAAGCCAGCGACGCUAUUAUGUAGAGCAGCGAAUGCUCUGCAGGUUUACUUCAAAUGUAAUGACGUAAGAGUUGAUAAGACAGUUCAGUUGGAGCACGUGGACCCUCAGAAUGGAGUACGUGUGGUGGAGGCGGAACUAAACGUGACGAGGAACGAAUUAGACGAAUACUUUGGUGGUCGGUACAGCUGUGAAUGCUACGCGUGGAAUAGUAGAGGCAGGAUAAGGAGUCAGGCGAACUAUAUUGAAUUUGCUUAUAUAAAGAAGCAAUUCGCGCAACAGCCGCAGUCUGCGACCGUGGAGGCAGGACGGCAAGUGAUGUUUCGUUGCGGGCCGCCGCCAGCUGCGCCGCCUGCUACCAUCAAGUGGACCAGGAAUGGUGUCACCAUAGAAGCUACGGACGAGACAUUAGUACUUCCUAAAGUCGGCUUACAAGAUAUAGCCAACUACAGCUGUAUAGCGGAGAAUAUCGCGGGGCGUCGCGAGUCGGAGGUGGCAGUACUGGCCGUGUACGUAAACGGUGGGUGGUCGGAGUGGUCGGCGUGGUCUCCAUGCCGGUGUGGGUCGGGCCGGCGUCGCAGCCGCACGUGCAGCGAGCCCGCGCCAGCCAACGGCGGUGCACACUGCCGCGGACAGGCUUCACAGGGGGAUGAAGAUUGUUCUAGAUGUCAAUCCAACAGUUGGUCAGCUUGGGGCGCGUGGUCGGCAUGCAGCGCGGAGUGCUCGAGGUGGAGGCGGCGGCAAUGCGCCGGCAGCUGCGCCGGGCCCGCCGCGCAGCACGCCGCCUGCCGCGACGGGCUUUGCGCUGCGGCCAUGCGUAUAUACAAGAACAACGUGACGCUGUAUGUGGGCAUCGGGAUAACAGUGGCGAUGUUGGCGGCGGGCGCGGCCGUGCUGUAUGUGUGGUGCAGAUACCGCGCCGCCAGGCCCGGCUACACCGCUGCGAGGACAGUGCACCCAGGUGUGCCCAAGUAUAGCGGCCGGGACAAGAGCAACGCCGCACCGGAUUUAACGAGGACGUGCAAUGAGUAUUGGAUGCAGAGGCCAGACAACCACUACGACAUGCCGCAGCUUAGAGACAGCUACGCGUCUCCAUUCGGCCACCGCAGCCGACAGCAGUCGUCAGUCGGCAGUAACCAUUACGAGAUGAAGCCUUACAGCCCCUCUGGUGACUCCGCAUCCAGUUGCUAUACCAACUCGCGGACUAUGACGUCACGCUCCAGUGAGUGUUCCUCCUCUCAGCUCGCGGAGCUCGUGACGUCAUCGCCGACCUCCCACUCCAAAGUGGACGUCGCGGUCACCCUGCCCACCAGCUCGCUCGAUACCAGUUAUAGAGAUAAGAUAUGCCUAACUAUUGUAAAGUAAUCGUUUUAAAUUAUGUGUUUUAAUUCUACACUCAGACGAUGAUUGUUUAAGUAACAAUUUAUUCACCCUGAGUGGUAAUUAAGUUACUUUUGGCAUUUAUUUGUGUUUAAGCGCGCUCAAAUAUUUGACUAAACUACCGCGAUUGUCGAUUGUUUCGCAGCUAAUUCAACUGUUUAGUUGCACAGCUAAAAAUCGUGAGUGCGCACCACCAUAGAAGCUCAUAGCAAUCACAACGCGACUAAACAGUUGUGCGACAGUUUAGUCAAAGGUGCGCGGGCGCUAUAAUUGGUGUAAUAUUUGUCUUGUAUUGUGUUAUACUUCAAUUGUUUUUGUAUUUUUGAUAGGAAAUUGAGAGUAACGAAGAAAAAAAAUGCAAUAAAAUCAUAACAUUCAUCCGCUUCAAAUUGCACGUCUAUUUUUAAAUGUGUAUUAAAAAAUAAAUGUUUUUUAAACUGUGUCACGUUUACGUUUUAAAAUCAUCCGCACGGCGCUAUUGAAAAGGUCUGAAUGAUUACGUUCGAAUUUAUGCAUUUUAUAAAAGAAAUUCUUUGCAUUUAUUUAUUUUAAAAAAUAUUGUAAAGUGAAAAUAAUUAAACGGUUUUUACCACAAAAUUGUCUAC
Papilio polytes (common Mormon) is the source of this 2445-nucleotide messenger RNA. RefSeq names its product netrin receptor UNC5B-like. The transcript has 10 exons. The record is from RefSeq and is a predicted model, not a curated record. The coding region runs from base 191 to 1825 and encodes 544 amino acids. Lineage: Eukaryota; Metazoa; Arthropoda; Insecta; Lepidoptera; Papilionidae.